AUGAAGGAACCAUUGCCUAUAAACUACACUCUUGAUUACUCCGACUGGCAGGUUGCCAUAUCCUUACUGUUUUCAAAAGAACUACCCUUCGACCGAAGCAUCUUUGACCUCGUCGACAUGUACGAACACUCGAAGAACAUGUACAGCACUGCAUUGUACAGCAGUAGACCCUCUGAAUCCUUCGAAGUUCAACACACCGAAAGCCUGACCGACAUGCCCAUCAGUGCUCCGAUAGACCCCCACAUGUCUUCUCUCCAUGAUAUCAGCUAUCUGGACCCCCAGCUGGACCCCAGAUCCUUCCUAGCCCCAGUGGAUUAUUCCACCAGCAGAAGAGGGUCCACAGUUGGUUCGACAGUCGGCUCUCAAUACGCCUGGUCGACUACAUCCAACGCAGACAUCCUUUCCAACUCCCCCAACCUCUCUUCAUUUGACCCUAUCAACCCGGGGACAAGCACACCCUUCGUGCAAAGUUACUGCCCCGAAUCCCUCCAACAACUCAGACCCAGCCUCAGCGAGUCAGGCUACACCACCCAGCAAAUUGACAAAUGGUGCAUCGACAGCAACCCCACCGAAGACUUCUACCACUCCCACCCCCAAGCAACCCAAGCCCAAAGCCAGCCCUACCCCAUGAACUUCACCCCAGAAAUCCAACCAGAGCCCUACCCACUCACCAACCUCAAUCCAAACACCCAAUGGCUCUCCCCGCCAAUACCAGAACCCUUCUUAUCACCCCCGCAAUCCAUGCCAACACAAACCCCAAUUUCAACCGCCCCCUCCCCAACACACUCCCACUCCCACUCCUACUCCAUCUCAGACCCAGACUCCCCGCCCCAAAGCACGAGUGCCUCCAACGCCGACCUAACAAACUACGGCAUCCCCACCGGCGACGGCACCUGGCGCUGCGCAUAUCCAGGCUGUUCCUCGCAAGCGUCGUUCCGACGAGGCUGCGAUCUGAGGAAACAUUUCAAUCGACACCGCAAGUAUCUUGCCUGUCGCUAUGAGGGGUGUCCUCAGUCUGUGCGGAGUGGGUUUAGUAGUAAGAAGGAUCGGGCGAGACACGAGGCGAAGCAUAAUCCGGGUGUGUUGUGUGAGUGGGAGGGGUGUGGAAAGGUGUUUAGUCGGGUGGAUAAUAUGAAGGAUCAUGUUAGAAGGAUUCACCGGAAGGGAGAGGUUGGGAGGGGUUGA
Penicillium bovifimosum is the source of this 1185-nucleotide messenger RNA. Its product is annotated as putative C2H2 transcription factor. The record is from RefSeq and is a predicted model, not a curated record. NCBI's taxonomy places the organism in Eukaryota, Fungi, Ascomycota, Eurotiomycetes, Eurotiales, Aspergillaceae. The coding region runs from base 1 to 1185 and encodes 394 amino acids. Gene Ontology annotation, biological process: regulation of transcription by RNA polymerase II. The transcript has a single exon. Gene Ontology annotation, molecular function: RNA polymerase II cis-regulatory region sequence-specific DNA binding; DNA-binding transcription factor activity, RNA polymerase II-specific. Gene Ontology annotation, cellular component: nucleus.